GCCUUAGUUCUGGUGAGGAGAACGUGACAUUGAUACUUACAGACUCUAAUGUGUCACACGCUCUGAACUGACGAACUGGCUCAACCUCUUCGCGGACUGUUGACCGAUGGCUCUCCAGGAUCGCUUAGACGUCGUUCACACGGCGGCUAAUGGCCGUCAACUCAUAACACACUUGGCUCGGGCGGAAGAUGAAGCUUUGAAAGCCUUCAUUGAGCUGAGUGACAAUGCGUAUCAGUAUAACAGCUUGGGUCGCUCAAGGCAGAAGGAUGAUUGUAUGGAGUGCGAUUGCCAAUUUGAUUACGCUACCGAUCCCCCAGAAGCCGCUUGUGGCUAUGGAUCAGACUGUAUCAACCGGCUAACUCAGGUGGAAUGUCUGGCGGACGAAUGCCGUUGUCGUUCCCACUGCCAAAAUCAGCGAUUCCAGCGCAAACAAUAUGCCGAUAUUGAGAUAGUAUCGACGGACAAGAAAGGUUAUGGGCUAAGGGCCGCUACUGAUCUUCAGCCGGAUUCCUUCAUAUAUGAAUAUAUUGGGGAGGUCAUCAAUCAAACGACUUUUCUGAAGAGGAUGCAUGAAUACGCUGACGAAGGUAUCAAACAUUUCUAUUUUAUGAUGCUACAACGCGAAGAGUACAUCGAUGCCACAAAGAAGGGUGGUAUUGGACGCUUUGCGAAUCACAGCUGCAAUCCUAACUGCUAUGUUGCGAAAUGGGUUGUGGGACCACGGGUUCGAAUGGGUAUCUUUGCUAAGAGGGAAAUUUCACGAGGCGAGGAGUUAACAUUCAACUACAAUGUUGAUCGCUAUGGGCAUGAUGCUCAACCUUGUUAUUGUGGCGAGGCGAAUUGUGUAGGUUUUAUCGGUGGCAAAACGCAGACCGAUUUGGCGGGCAUGGAUGACCUCUAUCUGGACGCGCUGGGCAUCGUGGAUGACGUGGAGAAGCUAAAUUUGAAAGGCUCCAAAAAGAAGACAAGUCGUAAACUAGACGAAGAUUACUUGCCUGUUCUCAGACCAGUCGAUGAAAGCGAAGUAGCUAAGGUCGUUGCUGCCCUUCGGCAGGCUACAAAUCGGCGUAUUGUUUGCAAGCUGCUCCUGCGCAUUCGGAUGACAGAGGACGACACUGUUCAGCGUAGGAUGAUGCGCAUGUAUGGGUAUAGCAUGAUGGCGGGCAUCCUAGAUGAGUUUGGUGACGAUGUAGAAGUGGUUCUCCUUGCACUAGAGAGCAUGUUGCAUUGGCCGCUGCAAACGCGGAAUAAAGUUGAAGAUGCGCAUUUGGAAGAGCCCGUCAGCCGUUUCGCUCAAUCGGACAAUGACACGCUGCGCAAAAUUGCGAGCGAACUCUUGUCCGGCUGGGCGAAGCUAGAGUCCGCGUAUCGCAUACCGAAACGUGCCCUCAAGGAGGAAGAAAUGGACUCCUCUAGUCAAACUGGUUCGCGACCUGGCAGUUUUGGGGAGGUCCCGGCAUCCCCGAGACCAUCCAAACGGAUCAGGUUUGAUGAGGACAUCCCAGCUUCCGUAGUAGCAUUUCAACCAAUGGGCUUUAAGUUCAGCGGCCCCCCGUCAAUAACUCGAAGCACAUCUGCAGCAAACCUUAAAUUAACUGCAACGGCUGCAGCUUCACCUGUUACUGCUUCACAUCCAGUCCGCGCCGAAUUGGCGGCCAUUAUUGCGCAGGCUGCUGCUGCUUCUACAUCAGCCCCGACAGACCGCCUCAGUCCGUUGCCUCUCCCAAGGAAAACCCACCGUGCUUCAGGUCGGACGACUGACACUUCUCGGAACAAGUCAUCAGAUAUCGCGGGUAGAGACAAACGAAUGAGCCGUCUUGUGAGCGAGAUUGUUGUACAAUGCAUGUCCAAACACCUCGCGAAACAUGCGAUGAGACUAGAGCGGGAUGAUUUCAAGCGGUAUGCACGAGAGCUCACCGACCGCAUUGUGGAGAAGGAGAAGCGAUCCAGCAACUACAAGUCCGCCAGGCUAGAUACACUUUCCGAGGAAAAACAAGCUAAAAUGAGGAAAUUCGUCAAAGCUUACCUCGCCAAGCUUCGACAUCGUGUCCGUUCGGCCCCUGCUGGACUGACUUUGCACGAAUCUUCCGGAACACCAGAGGAUGGUAACGAUCCUACUAUACUACUGAAUGGAGGUACUAAAGAUCCAUCUAUAUCGCUGACGCCAGAUGAGCACCCCGUGGAGGAAGCUGAUUACUCGUCUGUGGAUGAACGGUCUUCGACUCCAUCUCCUGCUGUAUAGUAGUACUUUCUGUCAUGCCGUCGAUGCUGAUUGAUGUCUUGCCUGUAUUCAUAGUGCUGGUCUAUAAUGUCAUAUUUCUGU
This is a messenger RNA of Dacryopinax primogenitus, 2323 nucleotides long. RefSeq names its product SET domain-containing protein. The record is from RefSeq and is a predicted model, not a curated record. Gene Ontology annotation, molecular function: histone H3K36 methyltransferase activity; protein binding. Gene Ontology annotation, biological process: regulation of DNA-templated transcription. Gene Ontology annotation, cellular component: chromosome; nucleus; chromatin. Bases 107 to 2242 code for a protein of 711 amino acids. Lineage: Eukaryota; Fungi; Basidiomycota; Dacrymycetes; Dacrymycetales; Dacrymycetaceae. The transcript is spliced from 13 exons.